This is a messenger RNA of Sphenostylis stenocarpa, 294 nucleotides long. The record is from the annotation of a GenBank genome assembly. Lineage: Eukaryota; Viridiplantae; Streptophyta; Magnoliopsida; Fabales; Fabaceae.
AUGAUGAUGGGCUCUGGGGUUAGAGCCACUGAAUGUGAAGAAUACACAGUCAAUAUAGGUUCUUUCUACCAAGGCCAUAGUAGUAGUAUCACAGUUGAAGCCUUAGGUGUCUGCAGCAUGUUAGAGCUAACUAGAAAAUCUCUAAGAAGAGCAAAAGAGAAGUCUCAAAGAGGACGAAGGGAAACAAGUCCAAGUCCAGGUCAUGGUUAUUCUGUCUGUGCUCAAAUAAUAGUAGUAGCAGUAUUCCUCAUGCUGGGAACAAUCCUCCAUCCCUUGGUCAGUUUCAUGUACUAA